Molecule: messenger RNA, 2394 nt
Organism: Peniophora sp. CBMAI 1063
Lineage: Eukaryota; Fungi; Basidiomycota; Agaricomycetes; Russulales; Peniophoraceae
Source: the annotation of a GenBank genome assembly
AUGUCUGCAGACUUACAGACCGAACUUGCGAAGCUCUCUCCGCCAAAACUCUCCCAGUCGGUCCAUCGCGAGGAGUGCACGCAGUGCUUUGACAACCAAGAUACUGAGCAUGGUGUUGAUGUCUGUCUUCACUGCUUCAACGGAGGCUGUCUCUCUACCGAGCGCCAUCACGCGCGCGAUCACGCCACCAAGACGGGUCACCGCUUCGCCCUAAACGUACGCCGGCGCUUGAAGCCCUCCAGCCAUCGCGGCGACGAUGAAGAGCCACCAGCAAAGAUGACGAAGCUGGCUAUCGUCGAAGAGCGCGAAGAAGACAAAUACGAAUUUAUCACUUCUCUGCGCGACUGGCAGACCGGACAGCUCUUGCCAGACCCAGCACCAAAGCAUCUCGUCGAUGGUGUUCUGACCGCGAUGAGCAGCGCUCGGCAGAGCGAGGUCAAGGCUUGGGAAGAGGAGAUCGUUGCUUGCGAACAUACCCUGAUGCUUCAUCCCGAGUCUACCGGCCCGAUCGAGGCGUCUGGGCUUGCCCACUGCAAGCAAUGCGAUUUAAAAGAGAAUCUAUGGCUGUGUUUGACUUGCGGCUCGCUUGGAUGCGGUCGCCAGUUAUACGGUGGCCUCGGUGGCAAUGGCCAUGGUCUUGCGCACUACCAGGAGACGCACCAUCCCGUCGCGGUCAAGUUGGGUACCAUCACACCCGAAGGCAACGCAGAUAUCUACUGCUACAUAUGCGAUGAUGCAAAAACCGAUCCUGAACUACCCGCUCAUCUCGCCGCGUUCGGCAUCAACGUUGCCUCGCAGACCAAAACGGAGAAGAGCAUGACUGAGCUCCAGCUCGAACACAACCUCCGCUUCGACUUCUCGCUCACCGACGAGUCCGGGAAGGCGCUCGAGCCAGUCUUCGGACCCGGCUUGACCGGUCUCGCGAACUUGGGCAAUAGCUGCUACAUGGCCUCAGUUCUGCAAACGCUCUUCACUCUCCCGGCGUUCCGCGAACGAUACUACGCGCCUGCAGCACAGCACUGGGCGACGUGUACGGAGACUUUACCUGCGAGCUGCCUGGAAUGUCAGAUGGUCAAGAUCGCCGACGGUCUGUGCAGCGGCCGGUACAGCGUUCCACGUACCAAAAGCGAGACUACGCCCAAGUCGAGCGAGAGCUUGCAACACGACUCGCCGGCGCCUGUCUUCCAGGAGGGUGUGCGUCCUGCGAGCUUCAAAGCGCUUGUGGGCAAGGGUCACGAGGAGUUCGCGAGCAUGCGGCAACAAGACGCGGAAGAGUUCCUUGCUCAUCUCUUGACCUCACUUCGGCGUACUCAGCAUGCGCAGGGAACGAAUACGGGUGGGGACGCGACACAGAUAUUUGCGUUUGAGGUUGAGCAAAGACUGCAGUGCGGAACCUGUGGUGGCGUGCGGUACAGGACAGACGCGCAAGACGCGCUAAGCGUGCCGGUCCCUGCGCGCAAGAAGAGCACAGACGAAGACGGAAAGACAACCUACGAAGACGUCCCACUCUCUGAAUGCCUGGACAUGGCCCUCAACUCCGAACAACUCUCCUACCGCUGCCCCAAAUGCGCCAAAGACGUCCAAGCCGUCCGCGGCAGCCGCCUAUCGACCUUCCCCGACGUCCUCGUCGUACACGCCAAGAAGUUCACGCUCGUCAACUGGGUGCCUACGAAGGUCGAUGUGCCCGUUAUCCUCCCAGACGGAGAUACGCUGGUGCUGGACGGGUAUAAGGGGAACGGGCUGAGGGAGGGCGAGGUGGCGUUGCCGGAGGAGACGGCUGCUGCGCCGGCUUUGCCGACGUUCAAUGCGGACGCGAUGGCGAUGCUCGCGGGGAUGGGGUUCCCGGAGAUACGGUGUCAAAAGGCUUUACUAGCGACUGGAAACGACAACGCGGAGGUGGCGAUGGAAUGGCUGUUCGCGCACAUGGAUGAUCCCGAUAUCGAUGCGCCAAUCCAGUUGCCUGGUGCUGGUGCGAGAGCUGGGCCGGAGCCGAGCGCGGAGCAGGUUGCCAUGCUAGCCGACAUGGGCUUUACGAGCGCGCAGGCGUCCAAGGCUCUUCGCGAGACUGGCGGCAACCCCGAACGCGCCAUCGAAUGGCUCUUCUCGCACCCCGACGACGACGGUUCCUCAUCCUCCGCUGCACCCGCGUCAGAUUCGGCCGCGCAGGAGAAAAAGGUCGUCGGCAACCCAAACUUGCCAGCAAAGUAUCGUCUCCGUGCUUUCGUCAGCCACAAGGGCCCGAGCGUGCACUCGGGACACUACGUCGCGCACAUCCGCCAGGGCGAGACCGACGAUUGGGUGCUGUUCAAUGACGAGAAGGUCGUCAAGGCGGAUGCGGAGAGUGUCAGGACGUUGAAGGCGUUGGCUUAUAUGUGGGUCUGGGAGCGGGUGUGA